AUGGACAUCAGCUUUUGCAAAAUCGCUGCGAUUAAUUUGACGCAGUUGCAAUCUGCUACGGUUUAUGAGAAGAGGAUUGGGUAUUUGAGUGCUUGCUUGUUUUUGUCGGAAGGUGAUGAGCUAGUCUUGCUGCUCGUGAAUGGACUGCAAAGGGAUUUGACAAGCACAUCAUACUUGGAUGUCAUUCUCGCUCUCACAGCAAUAACAAAUCUCGCAAACCAGGAUAUUGCAUCGUCUCUCUUCCCACAUUUAGAAUCAUGUCUUGUACAUGAACACGAUCUGGUGCGACGAAAAGCGGUAUUGGCAAUGUCGAAACUAUAUGAUGUGGCACCUGAUAUUGUGAUGGCUGCAUUCCCACAGUUUAAGAGACUGCUGGCUGAUCCUGAUCCAGCUGUCAUGUGUGCUUCGCUGGUGCUGUUGAGGGAUGUUGCACGUGAUCAACCGCUGAAAUGUCGGCCACUGACAACAGCCUUUAUACACAUCAUAUUACAAAUACGUGAUGGGAGGCUGCCGCAUGGAUUUGACUAUCAUGGGAUGUCGGCGCCAUGGGCUCUUAGUCAGUGUGUUGAGAUUUUGGGGUCGUUGGGACAAGUUGAUAUCAAGACUAGUGAUAAGAUACGGCCUGUGCUGCUUGAUCUACUCAAACAAGUACAGAGUGGAGAUGAUGCCGCAUUUGGAAUCAUUCUGUCAUGUAUUCAAGCCCUGUCAAAACUAUCUACUUCGACCGAACCAUCAGCUGAACAGAUACUAUACACGUCCAUUCUGAAAAGAUGUCUUUCCACAUCACAGAAUGCUAAUUUAAUGUACCUGGGCAUUGAAAUACUGCAGGCCAUACGUUCAACGCAUGCUGAAGUGAUAUCCGCAUUUCGAAAUGACAUAAUGGUGUGUCUGGAACAUGUGGAUGACACGUUACGCUCCAGGACUCUGGACCUCGUAUAUUCCCUCACAACACCAGCCUCUUCAGACGAAACUAUAAAAUUGAUUGUGAAAGCACUACCGCAAUCAGAUACACAUCGACAGAUUAACUUGCUCGACAAGUUACAACAUUUAAUAUCAACGCAACUGCCGAUGUCACAACUUACUAUGCUUCUGGAUGUCAUCAUGGCCUUAGACGAUGAUCGUGCUCGACCAAGACUAACUGGGCCUAUUUCGCGGUUGUUGAUUGAUGAUCAGGAUGGUGAUGUAAAGGAGGUGGCUGUUGGUACUUGUUACAGGGUUUUGGGUGAUGCGAAUGGAGAGGUGGCAAGGAAUCUUGGGAGGUUGUUUGUUUGGAUUAUUGGGGAAUAUUCUCAAGCCUCGAGCUUGUCACAUCAUGAGUUGACUCAAGUGCUAGCUGGUAUAUUACGAGACAGUCAUGAUCAUGAGCUGGCAGCACAAACCAUCGAAAGCAUUAAAAAGAUAGUCGUUCGAUCGCAAGAAUGCUCAUCACAAGUCAUGAAUGCUGUUUCGAGUAUGAGGACGUCAAAAUAUCUCGAUGUUCAGCAGAAAUUAGUUGAAUUUGCUGAAUCAACGCGUAAUUUGAAGAUUAUUGAUGAUGCAUUGACGAGUGAAUUGCUGGUAUCAACUGUCCCCUCUCCUGAAUCCCCAUUUUCUGCUAUUGAUGGAAAAUCACCUGUUUCAAGAGCAAAGCCUGCUUUCUCUAUUGUUGGCAAGAGCUCUCCGACUACAUCUUUAACUACACCUGGACGGAAUAACACCAGUCCAACAACACCAAAGAAUUCAAAACUAUCGUUAGCAUUGUUUGGUGAUAGUUCUCAGCCAUCAGUGUUGAGUCAGAGCUUGUUGGUUGAUGUGUCGUUGAAAGGUGAUUUGGACGUACCUCUAAUACCAUCACAGACUCCCGUACGAAGACAAGCUGAUCCAAUGGCAAACCCUGCUUCGCCACAGUCGCUUGUGGAUGUUGAUCUUUGA
Molecule: messenger RNA, 1911 nt
Organism: Synchytrium microbalum
Lineage: Eukaryota; Fungi; Chytridiomycota; Chytridiomycetes; Synchytriales; Synchytriaceae
Exons: 13
Coding region: 1-1911 (636 amino acids)
Biological process (GO): intracellular protein transport; receptor-mediated endocytosis
Cellular component (GO): membrane coat; AP-4 adaptor complex
Molecular function (GO): cargo adaptor activity
Source: RefSeq, a predicted model, not a curated record